UUUUUUAACUUUAGGUAUGUGCUCGAGUCUGAAAAGCCGCUGCAUAAGAUUGGCCUGCUCUUGUCAGAUAAUGGUUCGUGGACAUACAUUUUUGGGGUGGGUAAAUUCAUCGUUUUCAUAUUUCACAGGUAUUGCUUCCCCGUCGUCAACUGACUGUGCUGUUGUGGCCUACGUUUGCUCCAUGAUCAGCUCAAGGUCGUCCAAUCUCUGCGCAGUGGCGAUGGCCACCAUUCUCCAAAGAAUUAAUCGGAAGCGAGUCGCGAUUGGCGUGGAUGGCAGCUUAUACAAGGCUCACCCGACAUUCAAGGACUUGUUGUCAACAAAGAUUGAGGCACUGACAGGUGGAAAAUAUGAGUUCAAACUAGUCCUCUCGGAGGACGGGAGUGGGCGCGGAGCAGCAGUGGCAGCAGCCGUGGCAGUUCGUUUGGCAGGUGCUGGUGGGAAGAAAUAA
Molecule: messenger RNA, 451 nt
Organism: Meloidogyne enterolobii
Lineage: Eukaryota; Metazoa; Nematoda; Chromadorea; Rhabditida; Meloidogynidae
Source: the annotation of a GenBank genome assembly